UUUUCCCGAGCUUCUCUCUGGGCUAGGCCCGAAGUUUUGGGGGAGGGAGAUUCAGAGAUCUUUGUGGCAAAUUCCUGGAACUCCAGAGACUCUCAACCUGGCCCCCUCCUCCUAGUCCACCACAAACAUCACCCCACCCGGCCAGCUCAGUCUCCCCAGCCCCCAUUCCACGUGGACUCGCCAGGGCGGGGUAGGGAGGGAGGACAGGAAGGGGGAGAGUCAACUCUGAGGAGGGGGAAGGAGGCUGACGGCUGGCGUCAGCUCUCAUUGCCGACGUCCUCGAUCUGGGCACCAUGUUCCUUGAGGGGUCCCUCAGUCACACCCUCCGCCGGCUCCCCAUCCUGCGGUUGCUGCUGCUUCUACAGAUUUCGGAGAGGGGGCUGAGCCGUGCCAGCCGGGCCGGAGCUCCCUUGGAAGAUGUGGUCAUCGAGAGGUACCAUAUCCCCAGGGCUUGUCCCCGAGAAGUGCAGAUGGGGGAUUUUGUGCGUUACCACUACAAUGGCACUUUCGAAGAUGGGAAGAAGUUUGACUCCAGCUAUGACCGUACCACCCUGGCAGCCAUCAUUGUGGGUGUUGGCCGCCUCAUCACUGGCAUGGACAGAGGUCUCAUGGGCAUGUGUGUUAACGAGCGCCGUCGCCUCAUUGUGCCUCCCCACCUGGGCUACGGCAGCAUUGGUGUGGCGGGCCUCAUUCCCCCUGAUGCCACCCUCUAUUUUGACGUGGUCCUGCUGGAUGUGUGGAACAAGGCAGACACGGUGCAAAUGACCAUCCUCCUGCGCCCUCCUUCCUGCCCCCGCAUGGUGCAGAACAGCGACUUCGUGCGGUACCAUUACAACGGCACUUUGCUGGAUGGAACCGCCUUUGACAACAGCUACAGUAGUGGAGGCACGUAUGACACCUACAUCGGCUCUGGUUGGCUGAUUAAAGGCAUGGACCAAGGGCUGCUGGGCAUGUGUCCUGGAGAGAAAAGGAAGAUCAUCAUUCCUCCCUUCCUGGCUUAUGGGGAGAAAGGCUAUGGGACUGUGAUACCCCCGCAGGCCUCCCUGGUCUUCUAUGUCCUGCUGAUUGAUGUCCACAACCCGAAGGACACAGUCCAGCUGGAGACACUGGAGCUGCCCCGGGACUGUGUCCGACGAGCGGUGGCAGGGGACUUCAUGCGUUACCACUACAAUGGCUCUUUAAUGGAUGGUACCCUCUUUGAUUCCAGCUACUCCCGCAACCACACCUACAAUACCUAUGUUGGACAGGGUUACAUCAUCCCUGGGAUGGACCAGGGGCUGCAGGGCACAUGCGUAGGGGAGCGAAGGAGGAUUACUGUGCCCCCUCACCUUGCCUACGGGGAGAAUGGAACAGGAGACAAGAUCCCUGGCUCAGCUGUGCUCAUCUUUGACGUGCACGUCAUCGACUUCCACAACCCUUCGGACCCUGUGGAAAUCAAGACGCUGUUCCGGCCACCUGAGAACUGCAAUGAGACAUCCAAGAUUGGGGAUUUCAUUCGCUACCAUUACAACUGUUCUCUGCUGGAUGGCACCAGGCUCUUCUCUUCCCACGACUACGAGGCCCCUCAACAGGCCACCCUUGGCGCCAACAAAGUGAUCGAAGGUCUGGACAGGGGCCUGCAGGGCAUGUGUGUGGGAGAGAGGAGGCAGCUCAUUGUGCCCCCACACCUGGCCCACGGGGAGAAUGGAGCCCGGGGUGUCCCUGGCAGUGCUGUCCUGCUAUUUGAGGUGCAGUUGGUGUCCCGAGAAGAGGGCCUGCCCACAGGCUACCUCUUUGUGUGGCACCAGGAUCCUCCAGCCAGCCUGUUUGAAGACAUGGAUCUCAAUAAAGAUGGAGAGGUGCCCCCAGAAGAGUUCUCCUCCUUCAUCAAGGCUCAAGUGAGUGAAGGCAAAGGGCGCCUCAUGCCCGGGCAAGACCCUGACAAAACUAUAGGAGACAUGUUUCAGAACCAGGAUCGAAACCAAGAUGGCAAGAUCACGGCCGAGGAACUCAAGCUGAAGUCAGACGAGGACCGGGAGCAGAUCCAUGAGGAGCUCUGAAGGCCAGAGUCUCAGGGCUGACCUCAGACGCAAAGGCCCUCUGCUGGGGGACGGUGGCGGCGGA
Phodopus roborovskii (desert hamster) is the source of this 2103-nucleotide messenger RNA. RefSeq names its product FKBP prolyl isomerase 10 (gene Fkbp10). The transcript has 10 exons. NCBI's taxonomy places the organism in Eukaryota, Metazoa, Chordata, Mammalia, Rodentia, Cricetidae. The coding region runs from base 294 to 2039 and encodes 581 amino acids. Gene Ontology annotation, molecular function: calcium ion binding; peptidyl-prolyl cis-trans isomerase activity. The record is from RefSeq and is a predicted model, not a curated record.